Bombus huntii is the source of this 843-nucleotide messenger RNA. RefSeq names its product venom serine protease Bi-VSP-like. Lineage: Eukaryota; Metazoa; Arthropoda; Insecta; Hymenoptera; Apidae. Gene Ontology annotation, molecular function: serine-type endopeptidase activity. The record is from RefSeq and is a predicted model, not a curated record. Gene Ontology annotation, biological process: proteolysis. The transcript is spliced from 4 exons. The coding region runs from base 32 to 670 and encodes 212 amino acids.
AUCGUUGUUACCCGUUAUGUGAGAAAAAAUUAUGUAUAUUCACAACUAUGACUAUUGCAUUUUAGGCGCUUGGCCAUGGAUCGCUGCAUUAGGUUUUCGUAAUCCCCGAAACCCAGACAAACCACUAUGGAAGUGCGGAGGUUCCCUGAUAUCGGCUAGGCAUGUUUUGACCGCAGCACAUUGUGCACAUAUGGAUGGAAUAGAAAACAUACACAAUCAUAAUAUUGCCAUUCUUAGAUUGGUGGAGGAGGUGCCAUUUUCGAGGUACGUAUAUCCCAUUUGUACGAAAGAGCCCCUACGAAAGAGCAACUUCGUCGGCUAUAACCCCCUUGUUGCUGGAUGGGGAGCAUUAAGAUAUAGACGACCACGACGUAAUGCAUUAAUGGAAGUACAAAUGCCAGUGAUUAAGAACGCUGAAUGCAAAAUAGCUUAUUCCAAAUUUCCUAAUGCACCUGAUAUCACUGAUGGUAUAAUAUGCGCCGAACAUGCUCAGGGUGGAGAGGAUUCUUGUACGGCUGACCGCGGCGGACCACUGCUGAUACAACAUGAAUUAACCUCGUAUUUAAUAGGUAUUGUGUCUUAUGCUUAUAAGUGCGGCACAGCUGGGUAUCCCAGCGUUUACACUAGGGUCACAUCGUACCUUGACUUCAUUCUCCAAGCGAUGCAAUAAUAUGAUAUUACUGUUCCAUAAAUAUCAUUGUGUAAAAAACGUAAAGUUGGAUUUUCUUAUUGUGGAGAUAAGAAACAGCUCAAAUUUACAUUGUUUUGUACGUUACAAAUUAUAGGCUUAAAAUGUACGAAAUGUAACUUUGAAACGACACUAAUUUUUUACGCACGAUAAAC